AUGACAGCUUCAGCGAACAGCAUGCACAAGUAUAACGCCCACCAUAUGGUGCGGGAACUUGCCGAACACAACGAUUUCUUCGAUAUGCUGGUAGACAUGAUUCCCAGCAAACUUUACAUUGCCGGACAGUCCGGAGAUGACUACAAUCCCAACGCCAAGUAUCUCAAAAAGACUGCUACUGAUUCGAAAGAAGCAAGACGAGCCCAAGCCAAACAAGCCAAGCGUCGAAAGUUGGAUCCGACACAGGCGGUAGGAACGGUCGAAACCAAGAAACGCCUUGCGGAACAAAACGAGUUCCACCAAAACCAAGUUCUGCCGACCAUUGCCGUUCCGGCUGCCGCCGUCACCCCGCGCAAAGGUUCCGUCAAUAGCUCCAGCGAGACAGCAGUAGUAUCUCCGAACGUCUCGCGCAUGGAUGAAUUGCGGGCCCGGCUACACGCCAAACUCGAGGCCGCCAAACGCCAACGUCCCAACACGACCGCCACUACGCCCGAUGCGGUCAGUAAGCGCGCCGCUCGACGAGCCGAGAAACGACGUCGGCAAGAGGAAGCCCGCCAUAAAGCGGCAGCUUCCAAGUCGGUUGUCAAAUCGAAUUCCAGCAGCAAGUAUACGGUCGGCAGAGAUGCAAACAUUGACAUGGACCCGGCCGCUGAUUUGGCCAAUUUAGAUUUCGGUCGUCUCGCUGGACUCAAUUCGCAUACUAAAGAACAUUACAGCAAAAGCAACAAGGCGCUGGCUAAUCUAAGUAAGACAAAGAACCUCGAACGAAUGCUCGCCGAUGCGGAGGCGAAACGCGAACGAAUCGAAGCACUCAAAGCCUGCAAGGACGAAUCAGCACAGGCGGAAGCCAGGCAGAUAUUGUGGAAGGACACAUUGCAAGAAGCGGACGGUCAACGUGUCAAGGACGAUCCAAUGAAACUAAAGAAAGCACUCAAACGCAAAGAAGUCAAAAAGGCCAAAUCGAAAAAGGCGUGGAAAUCACGAAUGGAGAAUGUGUCGGAUGCCGCCCAAUCACGACAAAAAAUUCGGCAGCACAACUUGUCAGCACGCAAAGCGGGGGGUCAAAGCGGGGCCAACCUGAGCAAAAAGAAAAUUGCGGAUGCAGGUGAAGAUGGGGGUAGACGAUUGUCUCGUGCCGGCUUCGAGGGCCGGAAACAGGAUUUUCUGAACAAGGGCCCCGCCGCAAAAGCAGCUGACAAACCGAGUAAGGGAAAGAAUGGCAAACAAUAA
Messenger RNA from Phaeodactylum tricornutum CCAP 1055/1, 1230 nucleotides. RefSeq lists its product with no specific name. The coding region runs from base 1 to 1230 and encodes 409 amino acids. Gene Ontology annotation, cellular component: nucleolus. The transcript has a single exon. Gene Ontology annotation, biological process: ribosomal large subunit biogenesis; ribosomal small subunit biogenesis. Gene Ontology annotation, molecular function: DNA binding; RNA binding. The record is from RefSeq and is a predicted model, not a curated record. Lineage: Eukaryota; Bacillariophyta; Bacillariophyceae; Surirellales; Neidiaceae.